This is a messenger RNA of Geodia barretti, 462 nucleotides long. NCBI's taxonomy places the organism in Eukaryota, Metazoa, Porifera, Demospongiae, Tetractinellida, Geodiidae. The record is from the annotation of a GenBank genome assembly.
AUGAACCAUACGGGGUUCGUGGUCAGCGACAUGGGGCGGUCGCUGGAUUUUUACCAAGACUUGCUGGGACUCAAACAGGAGCGGAACCAGAUCCUUGAAGGGGAGUUUAUCUCCGAGCUGGUGGGGUAUCCCGACGCCAGGCUGCACAUCGUCUACUUGGGAACUGGCGACUUGCGGCAUUCCGUGGAGUUGAUCCAGUACCUGAACCCUGCGGGGACGGCGGCUCCCAUGCCAGAGCGGCACCAGGUGGGGGCUUCGCACCUGGGCGUAAUAGUGAACGAUCUGGACGCCUUCUACGCGGAGCUUUCAAGCCGGGGGGUGAGGUUCGUAAGCCCGCCAGCCAUACGCCCCGGAGCGGUAUACCCCAUGGCCAGCAAAGGCUGUUACAUGCAGGACCCUGACGGCAACUGGCUGGAGUUGCUGGAACGGCCGCCUGCGCCGGAGGGCACCACGCAGGCCUGA